This is a messenger RNA of Artibeus jamaicensis (Jamaican fruit-eating bat), 2870 nucleotides long. It is a transcript of the gene PDIA4, whose product is annotated as protein disulfide isomerase family A member 4. Gene Ontology annotation, molecular function: protein disulfide isomerase activity. The transcript is spliced from 10 exons. The coding region runs from base 248 to 2179 and encodes 643 amino acids. Gene Ontology annotation, biological process: protein folding; response to endoplasmic reticulum stress. Lineage: Eukaryota; Metazoa; Chordata; Mammalia; Chiroptera; Phyllostomidae. Gene Ontology annotation, cellular component: endoplasmic reticulum; cell surface; endoplasmic reticulum lumen. The record is from RefSeq and is a predicted model, not a curated record.
CUGGGGAGGAGGGCGGUGCGACUGUGGUGGGACGCACAGCGAGGCUGCGAGGCGCACGCGGCUCGGGUCCUGGAACGGGCUGGGAUUGGCCGGCCCUCGGCUGCCCUUGCCCCCAGCCAAUCACCUGCGACGACUUCCUGGGGGGGUUACUUUUGGUCUCUUGCGUUUCGACCGCCAGAGCAGAUCCCCCAGGUCCCGGGUAGUUCAGGGGCUGCCGGCGACUGGAGGAAGCGCUCCUACCGCCGUGAUGAGGCCGGGGAAAGCUUGUCUGCUGGUCCUGCUCCUGGCGCUGACCCAGCUGCUGGCCGUGGCGAAGGCCGGGGAGGUGGACGGAGAUUCUAAUAAAGAAGACGCCCUUGAGGAGGAAGAAGAGGAAGAGGAAGAUGAGGAGGAGGAGGAGGAUGACUUGGAAGUUAAGGAAGAAAACGGUGUCUUGAUCCUAAACGACGCGAACUUCGAUAACUUUGUGGCUGACAAAGAUACGGUGCUGCUGGAGUUCUACGCCCCUUGGUGCGGACACUGCAAGCAGUUUGCUCCAGAAUAUGAAAAAAUCGCCAGUACCUUGAAGGAGAACGACCCUCCUGUUCCUGUUGCUAAGAUUGAUGCGACCUCAGAGUCCACGCUGGCCAGCAGGUUUGAUGUGAGUGGCUACCCCACCAUCAAGAUCCUCAAGAAGGGGCAGGCUGUGGACUACGAGGGCUCCAGGACCCAGGAAGAAAUUAUCGCCAAGGUCAAAGAGGUCUCCCAGCCCAACUGGACGCCUCCCCCCGAAGUCACGCUUGUGCUGACCACAGACAACUUUGAUGAGGUGGUGAAUGACGCAGACAUCAUCCUGGUGGAGUUUUAUGCCCCGUGGUGCGGGCACUGCAAGAAGCUGGCCCCUGAGUACGAGAAGGCCGCCAAGGAGCUGAGCAAGCGCUCUCCCCCAAUCCCCCUGGCCAAGGUCGAUGCCACCGCGGAAACGGACCUGGCCAAGAGGUUCGAUGUCUCCAGCUACCCCACGCUGAAGAUCUUCCGCAAGGGAAAGCCCUUCGAAUACAACGGCCCAAGGGAGAAAUACGGGAUCGUGGACUACAUGAUCGAGCAGUCCGGGCCACCCUCCAAGGAGGUUCUGGCCCUGAAGCAGGUCCAGGAGUUCCUCAGAGACGGAGACGACGUCAUCAUCGUGGGGGUCUUCCAGGCGCAGAGCGACCCAGCCUACCAGCUGUACCAGGACGCCGCCAACAACCUGAGAGAAGAUUAUAAAUUCUACCACACUUUCAGCACUGAAAUCGCAAAGUUCUUGAAAGCCUCCCCUGGCAAGUUGGUCAUGAUGCAGCCUGAGAAAUUCCAGUCCAAAUACGAGCCCAAGAGCAACAUGAUGGACAUCCAGGGCUCCACGGAGGGCUCAGCCAUCAAGGACUUCGUGCUGAAGCACACCUUGCCCCUGGUGGGUCACCGCAAGCCCUCCAACGAGGCCAAGCGGUACUCGCGGCGCCCUCUGGUGGUCGUGUACUACAGCGUGGACUUCAGCUUCGACUACAGAGCCGCCACUCAGUUCUGGCGGAGCAAGGUGCUGGAGGUGGCCAAGGACUUCCCCGAGUACACCUUUGCCGUGGCGGACGAGGACGACUUCACCUCGGAGGUGAAGGACCUGGGGCUCAGCGAGAGCGGCGAGGACGUCAACGCCGCCGUCCUGGACGAGGGCGGGCGCAAGUUCGCCAUGGAGCCUGACGAGUUCGACUCGGACGCCCUCCGAGGGUUCGUCCAGGCCUUCAAAAGAGGAAAACUAAAGCCAGUCAUCAAAUCCCAGCCGGUGCCCAAGAACAAUAAGGGGCCGGUCAAGGUCGUGGUGGGGAAGACCUUUGACUCCAUCGUGAUGGACCCCAAGAAGGACGUCCUCAUCGAGUUCUAUGCGCCCUGGUGCGGGCACUGCAAGCAGCUGGAGCCCGUGUACACCGCCCUGGGCAAGAAGUACAAGGGCCACAAGAGCCUGGUCAUCGCCAAGAUGGACGCCACCGCCAACGACGUCACCAGCGACCGCUACAAAGUCGAGGGGUUCCCCACCAUCUACUUCGCACCCAGUGGGGACAAGAAGAACCCAAUUAAGUUUGAGGACGGAAACAGAGACCUGGAGCACUUGAGCAAGUUCGUGGAGGAGCACAUCACAGCGCCGAGCAGGACCAGGGAAGAGCUCUAGGCUCCGAGGCCCGUGGACGGCAGGAGGGACCAGACGCCCGCCGUGGCCUCCAGCGGCCGCCGCCUGCCCUGGGCAGCGCAAGGGCUGUGUCUCCAGCUUUGUUUUUGUUUUAAUUUUUUAUACACUGAUAUUUCACCUCACACUCUGAUACUGAGUAGAAAUGAAUGAUUUGAUAGAUGAGCCCAGAUUUUUACAGAGGACACUUUUAUUUUUGUCAUUACUUGGGGUUUGAUUUUUUUUUUACCUUCCACUUUCUUUAAUAUAUUUCUUCAGACCAGAUAAGUUGAAUCUCUUCCAUGUGAAUGCUUUUCCUUAAUUUAAAACUCUGAAAACCUUUUUGCCGAAUCACGUCUGGGCCACCCUUUGCUGGGUCCCUUUCCAGCAGUGGUGGGUCGGGGCGCUACGGUGCCUGCCUCGUCGCCCCGCACCCGCCCAGGGCGUCCGCUGCCUGCCCGACCACCGGGCCUCGGAGCCGUCUGCAGGGACGCAGCAUCGGUGGGACCGGGCUUCGCUGUGCCUUCUCCACGCCUGCGGGACGAGAGAGAGGCCGCCCACCUGCGGGCGUAGCCCCACCUCUUCAGCCCGACGUGGGACGUGGGCGGAGGGGAGAGGACCGUGGGUGCCGGUGGACACUCGGGGUGGAGGAUGGGGUUGGCUGUCGUGACGGAAUAAAGCAAAUGUUGAGAGUUAA